AUGAUGAAAGUCACGCAGAAUCGAAGCUUCAGCACGAAGAGAAAUCAAACUCCCUGCCCAUUCCUUCAGUCUCCAAGCGAAUCGUGCUUGGGGACUCAGUCUGCAGUGUGUCAGGCACGGCUGACCCUGCAAACAGCAUGGCAGAGCUCAAAGGGGACAAGGACCUGUUCAGUAAAGCCCCAGAGCUGCUCGGCGAGGGCACGGCAGAGCUCCGGCACCGUGGACGGGCAGAGCUGUCCUCUGAGGCUGCCCCACGGCCACCCAGGGGCUUGGAGCAGUACUUGUCCAGGUUUGAUGAAGCUCUGAAGCUGAGGAACCAGCUGAUGCACGAGAAGCCAAGCCAGGAGAAUGGGAAUGCGGGGGAGGAGUUCGACUCUUUCCGCAUUUUCCGGUUGGUGGGAUGUGCUCUGCUCGCCGUCGCGGUCAGAGCCUUCGUGUGCAAGUACCUGUCAAUAUUUGCACCGUUUCUCACUCUACAACUUGCUUACAUGGGACUGUCCAAGUACUUCCCCAAGUCUGAGAAGAAGGUGAAAACAACAGUCCUGACUGCUGCUCUCCUACUGUCUGGAAUCCCUGCAGAAGUGAUCAGUCGCUCCAUGGACACCUACAGCAAAAUGGGAGAUGUUUUCACAGACCUUUGUGUCUAUUUCUUUACUUUUAUCUUCUGCCACGAACUUACUUUGGUUUUUGGCUCUGAAGUACCGUGAUGGCUGUAGAAUUCCACACAGUAGCUACACUAAAGCUUUCUGGACUGUGUUCCUUUAAUGUCUGACUGUGCAGACAGGUCUAAACCCUCGUUAACAUUCUUACCUGUUCAAAUGCUUGAAAGGAGCCUUAAAUCCAGUCAUUCUGGGAAAGGAAGAGCAGAGUCCAGGCUGCCAGUUGUAUAGCUUCAGUUUAUUUAAAUGCUGUGUCUGCGUGUUCCCAAUGUGAAGUUUAGGAUUGUUGUUAUGUUUUAACAGUGGAGGAUUUCUUGGCGUUAGUUAGAUGAUUCCCUUCUCAGCAUCCAGAAACAUUUACAGAGCUGCCUUUGUUCUUUUCAGUGAGAACAGAGUUCCCCUCAGCAGAACCAUAUAUAUGUGCAUAUCCUCUAUGACU
Molecule: messenger RNA, 1098 nt
Organism: Acanthisitta chloris (rifleman)
Lineage: Eukaryota; Metazoa; Chordata; Aves; Passeriformes; Acanthisittidae
Gene: CAMLG
Product: calcium modulating ligand
Exons: 3
Biological process (GO): tail-anchored membrane protein insertion into ER membrane
Cellular component (GO): GET complex
Source: RefSeq, a predicted model, not a curated record